Ilex paraguariensis (yerba mate) is the source of this 573-nucleotide messenger RNA. Lineage: Eukaryota; Viridiplantae; Streptophyta; Magnoliopsida; Aquifoliales; Aquifoliaceae. The record is from the annotation of a GenBank genome assembly.
AUGAAGGCUGUUUUUCUCUUGCUGGUCUGUGUAACAGUUUGUGCUGUUCUUGGUGUUUGUGAAGGAGGAAAUUUAAGGAGGAAUUUCUACGAAAAAUCAUGUCCUCUUGCAGAAGAAAUCGUCCAGAACGUCACAUGGAAGCAUACCUCCACCAAUCCAAUCUUGCCGGCGAAGUUCCUCAGAAUGCAUUUCCAUGACUGUUUUGUUAGGGGUUGUGAGGGCUCAAUUUUAUUGAACUCGAUUGCAAAUAGCAAGGCAGAAAAAGAUGCAAUUCCAAAUCUUUCCCUGACGGGUUUUGAUGUUAUCAACGACAUUAAAGCUCAGCUCGAGACAAAAUGUCCAGGAGUUGUAUCUUGUGCAGAUAUUCUUGCUUUGGCAACCAGAGACUCGGUUUCUUUUCAGUUUCAAAAUAAAAAGCCAAUUUGGGAAGUGCUCACUGGUAGAAGAGAUGGCAGAGUGUCCCUUGAAACAGAAGCCUUGGCCAACCUGCCCUCCCCUUUCUCUAACUUCACCACCCUCCAGAGGAUUUUGUCAGUCAAGGACUCAAUAUCCAUGACCUUGUGGUAUUAUCAG